AAUCAUCAGUCAGUUUCAAACAUACGCUCAAAAUGGUCGGUCUCCAAGGGAAUAUAAUUGGUUGGAUCGGAGUUAUCGUAAACCUAAUAUGCUUAUUUGCAGUUGAAAAUUCCCGCUUUGCCAGCAAUGGUAUUGCUGCAUCCUUUGUAUUCAAUUUAAUAGGUUGUUUCAUUUGGCUUGCUGGACUUGGACUUGGAAUGAACUUUAUGGUGCUAGUCUCGAUAAUAUGGUGGACGAUUCCUUUGGUUAUUUGGGCGUUUUGGAUAUCAUUCACAGUGCAUGACAUCUUUGAGGAACAUUCCUCACAUGAGAGUUUUCAUGAAUUCUUUUACAUUGGAAUUUUUAUUUUUGUUUACCAUUCCAUUUAUGAUUUCAUUGCGCUGAAAUAUUACCGAGAACUGAAAAAUGCGAUACUUGUAAACGAGUGCACGCCGAGAAUGAAUAUUGUUUACGCACCAACCACAACGCCUAAUUGUGCGAUUAUUCCUUGAAUUCCUUUUAAGAGAGAUCGCAGAAAAAAUAUAUAACUUUAUAUACAUAUAGGUACAAUAGUUGAAGUGGCAAAACAUUAGAGUGAACAUUUUUGUUAAGAAAGCGUAUGUGAUUUGAGUGAGAAUAAAAAUGUAAUUUUAAAUACGUAAAA
This is a messenger RNA of Contarinia nasturtii (swede midge), 643 nucleotides long. RefSeq lists its product as uncharacterized. The record is from RefSeq and is a predicted model, not a curated record. NCBI's taxonomy places the organism in Eukaryota, Metazoa, Arthropoda, Insecta, Diptera, Cecidomyiidae. The transcript is spliced from 5 exons. The coding region runs from base 33 to 491 and encodes 152 amino acids.